Messenger RNA from Syngnathoides biaculeatus (alligator pipefish), 2121 nucleotides. Its product is annotated as coiled-coil domain-containing protein 177. The coding region runs from base 252 to 1946 and encodes 564 amino acids. The transcript is spliced from 3 exons. The record is from RefSeq and is a predicted model, not a curated record. NCBI's taxonomy places the organism in Eukaryota, Metazoa, Chordata, Actinopteri, Syngnathiformes, Syngnathidae.
AAGGAAAGUUGUAAAGAACAGGACAACGCAAAGCAGCUCUUGUUUUUGUUGCCGUCUUUUGUCUUGCCAUGGCAACUACACGUGUCCCAAAUCUCUGUCAGCUGCCGUAAAAAGGUAUAAAGGUACGUGUCACAUGGACACACUAAUCCUUUCUUGAUCCUGUCAACCCAGUGAACAGGCUGAGCACUAGUCCACUUUGAAGCAAUUCUUUGUGCACCUUUGCAGUCAGGUAACAUAGGUCUCGUUUCAAUAUGGGGGAGCUGAGGUCAUCUUCACCUUUACCUCACUUGGAUCUGAACAACUUUGAAACUGCUGACGCAGAAAAGAGCAGGUACGUUUUAACUAGUCCCCGUUCCUUAGAGUCCUGUGCACGACUUGGCAUCAAACCUGUUGACCUUCUGAUGAGAUCGCCGAAUGAUUUAUCGUCUGUUCAGUGUGACAUGCCUUCAGAGGCAGUGAAAAUUAUGCACGAAUCCUACGAAAAGGACAGACGGAAGCUUUUGCAAAUGUGCCGAGAUGAGAGGGAAAGGAUUAUCCAGCAGGUUGACAGGUGGCCAAUCAUUACAAAAGUCUCAAGCCUGGAAACGAGACAUGACACCAAGCUGAAAAGUGACAUCGGUCAUGAGAGAACUGAUCCUAUUCCAUAUGCACAUUUGUGUAUUCGGGAUAGAUGUGCGAGUAAAACAUUGUGCUCUGCUGGGAGGGAGCCAGACAGGAACACAAUCUGCAGCCUCGGUGACCUCAGACACUCUCCAGCUAUCCAGAAGAAGCUGCAGAGGCUAACUGAAGACAUAAGGAGGGAGAUGCGUGUCCCGAUAUCUCAGACGGACCGCAAGAUUGCAGCUCUCAUGCUGGUGAAGCACCAGGAGGAGAUGGACCGCCUCUGUCACAGGCACCGCAGGGACAAGGAGCGAGAGGAGGCAUGUAGGCAGGAGGAGGCCCAGCAGGCACAGGCAGACAAAUUGAGGACACAGCAGCUGAUGCAAAGUGUGCAACGCUGGCACGAGGAGCUAGAGGCUCGCAGGAGACUCAGAGCACGUUGGGAAGAAGAGAGAGCUGUGCAACUAAAAAGAGAGAUGAUGUUGCACGAGGAGCGCUGGAAGAGGCAGAAGGAGCAGGUGGAGGCUCAGCGUCGUGGGCAGAUGGCAACUGCGCACAAGGAAGCACAAGGGAGGAAAUGCGACCGAGAGAAAGUGCUGAGAGAAAUGGAAGAGGUGGACAAAAGGCAGAGAGACAAGGAAAGACAGAGGGCUGUGGAGAAGGAGCAGAGAGCAAGGAGGAGCAAACUGCGGCUGGAGGAGAAGGAGAAGAAGCGUCUCCAGGAGGAAAACAGAAAGGAGCUGCUGCGCCACAUCCUCUUAAAACAGCAAGUGGACAAACAGGUGGUGGAGGAGGAGUCACGUUUAAGGAGGGCACUUGAGAGGAAGACGCAGCAUUCUUGUGAAAAACAUGCCCGCGAUGUAGAGGCCCGCCUGCAGGAGCUACAGGAGCAAGCAGCCCGAGAAGAGAAGCGGAUUCUGAGAGCGCAACUCAAAGCCAGGCUGCAGAGCAUCCAGCAGCUCACACACAAGCAGCUCCUGGUCAAGCUGAGUCAGCAGCGCACUCAGAGAGCCGCCGAGCACACGUCAGCCCGGCAAAAGAAGCGAGCCCAGCUGACGCAUCAGCACAACAAACUCAGGCAGCUGCGGCACCUGCGACUGCGAGAGAGUGUGCAGAGAGACGAGGAGGUGUUGAGGAAGGUCAGGGAAAGCAGCGUCGCCAUGAAGGAACGGAGGUGCCAGAUGCUGCUUCGAGAGCGGGAACGCAAACAGCAGGAGGCGCACAAGCAGGCCCUGGCGUCCUUUCACUUGAAGGAAAGAGUGAGGGAGCAGACUCAAAGUCGCUCUUUUGCGCAGAUGGCUCAGGAAGCUCAGCUGGCCGCCUCUAUCAGCCGCAUGAACCUGUGAAACGGCAACAACACUGUCGGAAGGUCUUCCCGCAAGCCUGUGCUUGAACUUCACAGUGCACAUAAGUGAGAUCUUCGGUGUGGGCUGCCAAGUCCUUCUCACUCAUGAAGCUCCAGAGCCAGCAGCACAGGUAGCCCCACCCCAAGAGCAAGAGUGAAGCUCUCCUGGAGGCCCA